AUGGCCAUCAAGACUUUGGAAGUGAAGCCCUUCUUUUCAUCGGAGAAUUCCUCCGUCGACUUUGGAGCCGAGAUCAGUCAUGUCAACCUGGAAAGCCUCGGCGAAGAGGACUUCAAAGUCAUUCGCAAUGCUUUAUAUAACUACCAUGUUGUAGUCCUCAAGAACCAAGCUGGGCUCUCCCCCAAAGCUCAGUACGAGCUUACUCGUAGAUUCGAUCCUACUGCUGAAACAUAUGGUCAUGGCAAAACUCUUGAUGCGAAACGAUCAGUCCUCCAUCCUGAUUUGAAAACGAUUCCUCACCAAACGCAAGUUCAGGUAAUCGGAAAUGGAUUUUAUGAAGAAUAUGAAGGGUUGGAAAACAUUACUCUCAAGCACCCUCACCACAAAGUCUUCCACAAGACUGCUGUUCCAGAGGAAGAUGAUCUAGCAGUCACACGUUUCUACAGGUGGCAUAUUGAUGCUGCCCUGUAUGCACUCAACCCACCUAAAGUAACAUCUUUGAUGGCCGUUAAGGUUCCUGCUGGUCGCCGCCAGACGCUCCGUUAUGAUGAUGGAACCGACGAAGAAAUGGACGUCCCUCUUGGUACCACCGCUUUCAUAUCUGGUCAAAAUAUGUACAACCUAUUAAGCGAGGAAGAUAAGGAGUUUGUCCGUGGGGCAAAAGUAGAGUACGCACCACAUCCAUACAUUUGGAUGUCGCCGGCUAAGUCCCGCUCUACUGGUCUCGGUAUGGUUUCUGAUGGAAUUGAGUUACCUCUUUCGGAGCUCCCUCCUGUCAAUGAGAAGGAUAUCAAGAUAUUACCUAUGUGCUGGAAGAACCCAGUCACUGGCAACUUGGCACUACAGAUCCAUCCUAGUGCUAUCAAAGCCAUUCAUCUUCCAAAUGGAGAAGUCAUGACUGAUCUUAAGGAAGUGAGAGAUUUGGUUUACCGCUUGCAACGACCAGCUAUUAGUCCUCAAUUCGUGUAUCCGCACGAUUGGGUCGAAGGCGACUUGGUUUUGUUCAACAACCAAGGAGUGUUACAUUCAGUUGUUGGCGCAUUCAGCCCUGAGGAAAAGAGACUAUUCAGGCAAUGCAACAUGGCUUCUUCUGAUGGAGUUAUGGGACCAGAUGGCAAGCUCUACUAG
Sclerotinia borealis F-4128 is the source of this 1128-nucleotide messenger RNA. The record is from the annotation of a GenBank genome assembly. Lineage: Eukaryota; Fungi; Ascomycota; Leotiomycetes; Helotiales; Sclerotiniaceae.